CUUUCAUUUCACUCCAAUGCCCUUCCUAUCCAUGCCUAGGUAGUAGUUGGCACUUGGCACUUCGUUAACCAAGUGCAUUAACGUCAUUAUAAUAUUUUCUAACACCAGUUUUACAGCAAUUGUUUCUUACAAUUUCAAAAUCCCCUGUUUUCUCCUUGAAAAAAUGAUGGCUAGUGCUCCGCUGUCGACCUUGUGCCUUCUCCCUUCGCAAAAUAGGGAAGUGAAUGGAUAUGUGAUGAACCUGAGGAGUUCAUUCUAUGGCAAAGUGAUAGCUAAUCAAAUUCAUAUAAAGAAGGAAACUGGAAGUAUACGGAGAGACCCUUUUGUUGCUGCUUCAGUGCUUGGAAGGAGAAAGACUGUUGUUCCUGAGCCUGAUUACAGAAUCCCAGUUGUCUUACUUGGUUUAGCUGGCGGGUUAGCAUAUACAAAUAAUCUAUUGCCAGCUGCGCCUGCUGGUCUCCUUGGCUUGCUACUAUUGUUCCAGACUACUAGAGUGAAAUUUGUUUUUGACGACAAAGCUCUGGAGGUAAAAGUAGGUGAGCAGCUUCAGGAAUCAGGUGAAAAUGUCUUUGUGGGCGGAAAAAACCGUUGGAAAUAUUCGACAUUUGUGAACUGGGAACUGUGGUGGCCAAAUUUCCCGAUUCUGGUGUACUUUAAAGAGACACAGACGAAACCUGAAGGACAAGUGCACUUCUUCCCAGUAAUUUUUAAUGGUAAGCAACUCUACGACGUUAUGGUGGAGAGAGCUGGUCCUUCAAAAACUAGUGGACCAAAAUAAUCAUAAGGCUCGAGCUUCAAGGUUAAACCAUCCAGCAAUUAGUUUGACAUUUGGUGCUGUAGUAUCAACAAGGUAUGCCAGAGUUUUCCAGUGCUUCUGCUGUUACUUCAAGUAGCUGCAACUGUAUCUGGCUAUUAGGUUAAUGAACUCCAUGUAUAAUUAUAGAAAUCAGAGCAAGAAAUUAUAGAAUGAUGGAAAUAUGUAUAUAUGUGGAUGAGUUGCUUAAAUUAUUACUCUACGAUGUGAAGUCCCUCUCUCCCUCAUGUCCAUGUCGAUUUCUGUUGCAGGAAACAGAUGCUGCUCCUACUGAUUGAUUCUUGGCUGUGUAGAAACAUGUCUGUAUUUUGCAAGUCAGUAGAAUUUUGCUAGAUGUACAUGGGUUUCAUCAAUAGUGGAUGAAAAAAUAUUAUAUUAAAGUUUGCUAUGAAAUUUGUACAAGCAGGUUAAUGAUGUUGAGUUGCUAAUGUAGACUGAUAAAUACUAAAUAUUAUGAGUAAUUGAAUAUCGAUUAAAUUCUAUAA
Populus trichocarpa (black cottonwood) is the source of this 1299-nucleotide messenger RNA. RefSeq lists its product as uncharacterized. The record is from RefSeq and is a predicted model, not a curated record. The transcript has 7 exons. NCBI's taxonomy places the organism in Eukaryota, Viridiplantae, Streptophyta, Magnoliopsida, Malpighiales, Salicaceae. Bases 164 to 778 code for a protein of 204 amino acids.